AUGGGACGCAAUAGGAAGGGACGCCAAUGUGGCGGUUAUGGCUCCAAGAAGGAGCGGUUUGUGCUGUUUAAACGAUGGCAGCUGGAAGUGACCAAAGUCUCGCACAAAAAUGCACAGACUCGGCAGGCACAAAAUAAGCUGAUUGACCGACGGAGACGCGCCGAGACGAACGAUACUAUGCGUCGUAGAGUGCGAGUUGACGUACUGACAUCCUGGACGAAUGCGCGCUUGAAGGACGACCAUAUUGAGAGAACUAAGCGCGAGGGAGCGCUGUCAAUCGCAUCGGAGCUCCAGAAAACGUCGACGGUGGACGAAUGCUUCUCGUCGAUGCAGGAGCGGUGUAUCUACGAGAUUGCGCGGACGUUUGACCUGUAUAGCUCUUCGUGCGAGUUCACACAAGCAUUUUUUGCAUCUUUUGAGCCUUGGAUGGUGUCUAGACUGGCAGAAUUAUCGACGGCGUUCAAGACCAUAAGUGAUGGCAAUGUACGACUGUUGCUACUGCAGCCAACAGAGCAUCUUACGGUUGGCUUUGUCCGGGACGAAAAGUCGUUGGCGCCAUUAUUUGAUAGGGUGAACGAGAGUCACCAUCACAUGAUGUGGCAGUUUGUAUCUGAUCAUCCGGUACAGUGCGAAGCAGAGUCAUGGGAAGAUUUGGAUGUAGAAGACGUGGACAUUGUCCAAACUCAAGAUGAAGUACGACUGCUCUCGUUGAAUCUCGUAUCGUGUCUUGGAUUAUCCAGUCGCUUCCUCACGCAAUUGACAACAGUUCAUCCCCACCUCGAACAUCUCAAGAUCGUAAACUGUUUCGAUGCUGCAGCAGGUGAACAAGGUGCUGCCCUAUUGCAGGAGCUCUCCAAGUCACGUGCUCUAAAGACAUUGCAUUUUUCCUGGUGUAGCUGGCUUACGACGGAGAUUCUCGUCACUUUUGCUUAUCAACUCGUUGAGCCUCCUCUUUCGUCACUUGAAGAGCUUUAUGUAUCGAAUUGUUUUGAUGUGCUGGGAGACUACGUUCAAUCUGUCUUCAAGGAGCUUUUACCUGGUGUAGAUGUAUCCAUGUGA
Molecule: messenger RNA, 1059 nt
Organism: Peronospora belbahrii
Lineage: Eukaryota; Oomycota; Peronosporomycetes; Peronosporales; Peronosporaceae
Source: the annotation of a GenBank genome assembly